AUGGCCAUGGACAAUGUUACAGCAGUGUUUGAGUUUCUCCUUAUUGGAAUCUCUAACUAUCCUGAAUGGAGAGUCACAUUUUUUACAGUGCUGCUGCUAACUUACCUCAGCACGUUGCUGGGGAAUGGACUUAUCAUCUUUCUUAUCUACGUUGACCCACACCUCCACACUCCAACGUACUUUUUCCUUAGUAAUUUGUCUCUCUUAGACCUCUGCUAUGGAACAGUCUCCAUGCCCCAGGCCUUGGUGCAUUGUUUCUCUACCUAUCCCUACCUCUCUUACCCAAGACGUUUGACCCAAAUGAGUGUCUCCUUGGUCUUGGCCAAAGCAGAGUGCUUCCUACUGGCUGUCAUGGCCUAUGACCGUGUGGUUGCUAUUAGCAAUCCCUUGCGCUAUUCUGUGGUUAUGAAUGGUCCAGUGUGUUUCUGGCUGGCUGUUACCUCAUGGGGGGAAUCACUUAUGCUCACUGCCUUGCUCAUCUUAUCCCUGCAGCUUCGCUUCUGUGAGGCUGUCAUCAACCAUUUUGUCUGUGAGAUUCGCUCCCUCCUUAAACUGGCCUGUUCUGAUACCAGCCUCAAUGAGCUUAUGAUCUUCAUGACGGGUAUCUUUUCCCUACUCUUACCCUUUGGGUUUGUUUUCCUCUCCUAUGUCCGAAUUACCACUGCUGUCCUAAGGAUUCGCUCAGCCCAGGGAAGGCUCAAGUCCUUUUCCACCUGUGGUUCUCAUUUGACUGUGGUGACAAUCUUCUAUGGAGGAGCCAUCUCCAUGUAUAUGAAACCUCAGUCCAAAUUAUCCCCUGACCAUGACAAGUUUAUCUCACUGUUUUAUGGGGCUUUGACACCCAUGCUGAACCCCCUAAUAUAUAGCCUGAGGAACGAGGACGUUAAAGGGGCAAUAAGAAAAGUUAUGGCGAAAAGGGUAUGA
Molecule: messenger RNA, 924 nt
Organism: Diceros bicornis minor
Lineage: Eukaryota; Metazoa; Chordata; Mammalia; Perissodactyla; Rhinocerotidae
Product: olfactory receptor 13H1-like
Biological process (GO): G protein-coupled receptor signaling pathway
Cellular component (GO): membrane
Molecular function (GO): G protein-coupled receptor activity; olfactory receptor activity
Source: RefSeq, a predicted model, not a curated record